GCGGGGAAGAAGAAAAACCCUAAUGAAUCAAUAUAAAUGUUAAAAAACCCUAAUGAAUCAAUAUAAAUGUUAAAAAACCCUUAAACCCUAUUUCUCAUCUGCAAACUAGUUCACCUCUUUCUCCACUAGUUUUCUGCAUUCGUCUCUCUUUCGCUCAACCUUUCAAAUGGACUCACCAAUGGAGUUUUGGGGCGUUGAGGCUAAAGUUGGACAAUCUGUUAAAGUUGAUCCAAAUGAUGAAUUUGAGGGAUACAUCCAUAUUUCCAAGGUUGCACUUGGAGAGUUUAAGAAAGGAAAAGCAAGUGAACCUGUUGUUGUGUACGUGAAAGUUAAAGAUCAGAAGAUUGUUCUUGGAACUCUUAUUAAGGAUGAGAUUCCUCAGAUUUCCCUGGAUAUAGUUCUGGAACAGGAGUCUGAACUUUCCCACAAUUCAAAGAAUGCUGCUGUUUAUUUUUCUGGAUACAAAGUUUUUCGCCCUGAUGAUGAAUCUGAAGGCUCUGAGUCUUCUGAUAGUGAUGAAGAACUUGCUCCUUUGAAGGAAAACGCAGUAAAGGUGGAGGCUGAUAAAUCUGGAAAACCUACUGCUGAAGUUGAUGCAUUGACAAAGCAAGUCAAGGUUGUUGAUCCAACGAAUGGAAAGAUUGUUGAUCCAGUGAAACAUGAAGAUGAAUCUGAUGAUGAAUCAGAUUCGGAUUUUUCUGAGGACGAAAUUUCUGAUGAUGAGAUUGAUACUGAUAGUGAUACUGAUAAAAGUGACCAAAAUGUUACGGAUAGUGAUACAGAUAGUGACGAAGAGACUCCUGCUAAGAUUGACUCUGAUAGUGAUGAGAGUGAGAGUGAACAAGACGCUAGUCCAAAAAGUCUUGAUGCUGAUACUACUGGUACUGACAGUGAUACUGAUAGUGAAGAGGAGACUCCUGCUAAGGUGGUGACUCAGGGCAAGAACAACAAGAGAGGAAUUGGUGCUGGAUCACAAACUCCAGUUCCCGCCAAGAAAGCUAAGAAGGCUACUCCUGAAAAGACUGAUGGUAAAAAAGGUGUACAUAUUGCAACUCCCCACCCUACAAAGCAGAGUGGAAAGUUUCAUCAGAAUGCUGCAAAGGGCCAGACUCCCAACUCUAGCAAGCCUGGUCAACAAAGUAAAAAGUCCAAGCAAGGUCGUCGGUGAUAUUUCAUUGAUUACCAUAUUCACUUAGUAAUUUUCCAUUGUAUUUACUGUGAGUAUGGUAAAAAUGUUUGGUGUUUUAUCCUAGCUUUAGUAAGCUGUGGAAACUGAGAAGUUUACUGGAAAGUCAUGUCUUGAAAUUUUGUCAACAUUGUUGAACUUCAAUUUAUUGAAAUUACUGCCUUUAAAUCUUUGGUGUAUUGCUCAACACAUUCUUGGGUGUUAAUUGUCUGGUUAUUGGAGUGUUAAAGUUGAUCUUAAAUUUUUCUAAAAUGGUUUCACUUU
Lathyrus oleraceus (garden pea) is the source of this 1450-nucleotide messenger RNA. RefSeq names its product histone deacetylase HDT1. The record is from RefSeq and is a predicted model, not a curated record. Bases 167 to 1168 code for a protein of 333 amino acids. The transcript has 11 exons. Lineage: Eukaryota; Viridiplantae; Streptophyta; Magnoliopsida; Fabales; Fabaceae.